AUGGAGAAUGUCGGUGACCACAUCGGAGAACUUCAUGCCUUGGAUUACGCUCGAUCGGAGAGAGUGCGAAAGCGAUGUGAGGAUAUUGUGAAAGACAAGGCAACGGCGGAGAGCCUCAAAGCAUGGUAUCCUGGCUGGUGCAAGCGACCCACUUUCCAUGAUGAGUACUUGCAAUCAUUCAACAAGCCUAACGUCCAUCUGAUUGACACCGCGGGCAAAGGCAUCUCACGCCUCGCGGCUGAGGGGCCUGAAGUUGAUGGCAAGGUCUACGACGUGGAUGUUAUCAUCUGGGGCACCGGCUUCGUGUCUCCUUACGUCGGGUCGGCAGCCGGCAAAGCUUCGGUGCAGGUCCAGGGCAGAGAUGGCGUUUCGCUUGAGGAUCGUCAAGGCACCGGAGAUCUCUUGACUCUGCACGGGUCAGUCAGUCGCGACUUCCCGAACAUGUUCUGGCCUGGUCCCUUGCAGACAGGAGUGUCGUCGAACUUUGUGUUCACCCUAGAGGUAAUGUCAAUCCACAUUGCUCACAUCAUCCGUACAGCACACGAUCGCCUUCCCGCAGGCCAGAACCCAGUGAUUGAGCCCACAGCUGAAAGCCAAGAGGAGUGGGCGAAUCGUGUGGCAGCAACCGCCAUUGCUAUGGCCGGCAUGGCUGGCUGCACACCCAGCUACAUGAAUAACGAAGGUGCGACCGACAGGAUUCCACCAGAGAUGCAGGCCAAGGCCGCCAGAGGUAGUAUCUGGGGUAGGGGGAUCGAGGACUUCUGUGCUGAGCUCGAGAAGUGGAGGCAAGAGGGCAGUCUGAGAGGUCUGGAGAUUACUGCUUAG
Messenger RNA from Recurvomyces mirabilis, 825 nucleotides. RefSeq lists its product as uncharacterized. The record is from RefSeq and is a predicted model, not a curated record. The transcript is spliced from 5 exons. Bases 1 to 825 code for a protein of 274 amino acids. Lineage: Eukaryota; Fungi; Ascomycota; Dothideomycetes; Mycosphaerellales; Teratosphaeriaceae.